UAAGAGCCAAAACGCUGGACAGCAAGCUCGCAGCGCGUGUGGAGGAGGAAUCAGAGAAACAGAGCUAUUGAAAAGAUGAAAAAAUGGCAAAGAAUAAGUCAACGGUGUACUUAGGCUAUGACGAUGAAGAAAUUACAGCCAAACAGGCUGCAUAUCUGAAUAGCAGCACAAACAAAAUCGGUGGUACUCCAAAUUGGCCGCGACAUGAAGUGACCGUCCCCGCAUGCCCACUGUGCGGCAUGGUGCGUCCCUUGAUUGUGCAGAUGUAUGCUCCUUUGGAUCGUUCGCAGUUCCAUCGCAAUCUGUAUGUGUUUGCCUGCGUGAGCCCGGCCUGCUCGCCGAAUCAGAAGAGUUGGGUGUGUGUGCGCACCCAGCAUCUGGACAAUCAGUUUGAUGUCAUCAGUGAGCAGUCACCGAAGUUGGCCACCAACAAGCAAAACAACAAGAAGAAGCACAAGUCGAGCGGAUUGCCAAAGGUGAACUGGUGCAGUGGAGCCGACGAUUGGGGCUGGGGCGAACCGGAGAUCGUUGACGAGGCCAUGGAUCUCACUGCCGACGAUGAGCAGAACGAGCGCAAUGGCAAUGUGAGGCCAAGUGCCUUGCAAUAUGUCCAGCCUGACGAUGAUUUCGAGGGAUCAUCGGACACAGCGGGUCACGAUAUCGGCAAGGUGGUCGGCGAGAAUGAUGAUGAUGACGAUGAGAGCACCUCAGUUGAGAAUGAUUUGGUCAGCGGCUUUGGUCAAAUCGAUAUGAAUUCACCGGAGAAAGCUGGCGAGGAUCCCAAUGCGAAUUGUGCAGCGGCAGUUGUGCCAACAGCCAGUGCAGAUGGAGCAGGCGCAGCUGCCACAGCGAUUAUUUGUGCCGAAAUUGAGGGAUCCGAGACGGAUGUUGUUCUGGUCGACACCCCAAAGAAACCGGAGCGAGAUCUGAUUGCGUUGCUGAAGCACACCUCGUUGCCGGCCACUCUGGGACCACUGUCCCAGAUCAAAGAUCUGACUCUCAGGUCAAUUUACAUUGCAGUGGAUGUUGAAGCGAAUGCCAAGCAGGAUGAUUAUGAGAACUAUGGUGGCUUGCUGUCCAUGGAUCACAUACGCGACUUGUACCAAGAGUACAAGCUGCAGGAUGAGAAUCCAUCUCGUUCGCCUGUCGCAUCAGCCGCUGCUGCUGCUGCUGGCGGUGGUGGUGGCAACGAAGCAGCCGAUGAGCAGGAGACUUACGAGAAAGCGUUACCCGCCCACGGGGAUUUGGUGUUUCACAACUUCAUCACAACCAUCCAACAAAAUCCCGGACAGAUUCUGAGAUACUCGCGUGAUGCACAUCCGCUGUUGGUGGCGCCACUAAACGAGCCGCUGCCAAAGUGUCAGAACUGCAAGGGUGAUACUAUUUGUGAGGUGCAGCUGUUGCCAACGCUUAUUCCCAAGCUGCGAUUCCAACAGAAUUCCUGCAAUGCGCCAAUCGAAUACGGCAACGUCUUAGUUUUCACUUGCCUAAAGAGCUGCUGGGAUACACCCGACCAGAUGCGCUAUGAGCACGUUGUUGUGCAGUCUGAAACAUAGAUCAACUUCAGCCUGCUGCAGUAGCUUCUAAGGAUCUCUUGCAGUCCCAAAACAACAACAAAAACAAAUAAUAUUUUGAUCGCAAAUUGCAAUUAUGUAACUUAGAGAAUGAAAAGCAAAGCUUUCUCACUUAUCCUAGGAUGAUUUUAUGCUCUAGUUGUUAAGAACGUUGUACGCUUUUAGACAGCAAAUGCUAAAUAUUAAUAAUGCAUACUUGCUAAAGACUCGUUAUUUCCACUCACACUAAAAACUUUUUAAUUAGAGAAACGCUA
Molecule: messenger RNA, 1828 nt
Organism: Drosophila grimshawi
Lineage: Eukaryota; Metazoa; Arthropoda; Insecta; Diptera; Drosophilidae
Gene: trus
Product: programmed cell death protein 2-like
Exons: 3
Coding region: 84-1556 (490 amino acids)
Cellular component (GO): cytoplasm
Source: RefSeq, a predicted model, not a curated record